GCGUUCAGUAGCGUAAUGACAGGCUCUGGCUCAUUUUAUGAUUGCUACAAAUCACAGAAUGAAGAUAGUAUAGACCUACCUCAGACCUACAAUUCUCCCCUUUCAACAUCAGAAUAUUCUGCACCUGUGGACUCUUCCCUUUUAUACACACCAUGGUCUAUAUACGGAGAUGAUACUAAGCAGUCUUCUGGUUCUCAGAUUAAUGUAAAGUCCAGGAUUCAGCCUGAAAGGAAUGAUUAUGGUAGUGAAACGGAUUUAUAUGGACUUGUGUCUAACAUCUUGGAAGAACAAGAUAAAUCACAGCCAUAUUUUGCUGAUGGGAGUUGCUCUUCCAACUUAAAGUCAGUAUGGCCUGUGAACACGACCAGAAUUCCAGACCACCACGACCUGUUGUCAGAAACUAAAAGACCGGUUGUAGCAGCUGUCUCACAACAGGCUUUUUAUGCUGGUGAAUCCACAUCUGCUGAAAAACAGUACCUGCAAAGUGGGAAUCUUGCAUCCCAACAGAAAGUAGAUGAAUGUUAUCAUGGGUUUACUGGCACAGACUUUGAAGAGCAGUGGUUAUACCCGUCUCGGAAUGAUCAUGCCACCUGUUACAACGUGCAGACUAAUGAGAAUAUUAAGACAGCACCCAUAUUACAGAACUAUCCAUAUGCUAAAAACACCUUUACACCUCAGGUUGGGUUUUCAGAAGUAAUCAAAGAGUCAGGAGCCGAUGCUUACUCUUACGGAAGAGAGAAGGUAUGUCCCAAAGGAGCAGAUGUGCAGUUACAUCAAAAGCAGGCAGAAACAUUUAUUCCGCAGUUUCACAGAUACAAUGAAAAUGCAGAUUAUAAUAGAUAUACUGAAUAUUCUCAUCCUAAUAAAGCAAAGCCUAACAAGAAUAGCAAUUGUAGUCUCCAAGAAAACAAAAAGUUAGUGAAUGGAACAACUGAGGCACCGUCUAUGGACACAGAAACCUAUACUAAAUUAUUUCAAGUUAAACCAGGAACUCAGAAAAAAAUGGAAGAUAUAAUUCCAGAUCAGCAAAACUUUACAUUUUCCAAGUCUGGAGGGCUUCUAUCAGAAAAACAGUUUGCAAACAAACCUUCAUUCUGUACUGAUUUGGGGCAAAAAUCAGAGUAUGGACUAAAAUCUCUUACAGCUUGUCCAGGAAAUAGUGACUGUGCAAAUGUUGUAGAAAAGCAGCAGUUUUCCAAGUCUGAUCUACAGAAUUCUGAAUACUGUAAAUCACUUACAUUAUUAGCAAACUCCGCAAACUCUUCAGCGGGUACUAAUGUAAGGCCAACUUGGAUGAACAUUCAAACUAAAACCACUGCUUCUGUCCCGUUUCAGAAUCCAAGUCCAUUGAUGAAACUGAAUAAUCAUUUAUCUGCUCUUUCAAAAAGUUUCAGUCAUUCGAAUGAUUUUCUUCAGUUGUCAUCUUCAAAUUUCCCUUUAAAUAGUAAUUUAUUUCACAAGUGCUGUCAAGAUAAUCCUUCAUUUUUUUCCAGUUUUGAUUUUGGUUAUAAUACCGCAGAUCGAGCUCAGUCUGCUGCUUAUGUGGAAUCACUAGUAAAGACUGGAGAAGAGAACCUCUUUGAGUCUGUAAGUGACAAGAAAUUAAAGCAGCCAAAUGGAUUCUGUGAAAAUUACUCAGCUCAACAGUUUGAGAUCACUGAAAAUGUAAACAAGCACUGUUUCCAGUUGAAGCCACAGAGUGGACAUUAUGAUCUGGACGAAGGACAAAAACAUGCAGAUGGGUUGCUGCAGAGCGCGUACCAAGAUUUAAUGGAGUCUCAGGGUCCAUUUAACCUCAGACAGGGAAGUGGAGACAGUAAUGCUGUCAGUCGUGUCACUCGCCCACAGGUUUCAAGCUUUUCCAACAAUUACAUGAUGGGUGCCUUGAGACAUAAUCAGCAGCUUGGUUCAAAUGGAUUCCCCUUGAGAUCAGCCCGUCCAUUUGGCCAUUCAGUUGUCCCUUUGAUGGAAUCUUACGGCUUGUUUUCCUAUGAUGAUUUAACUCAAUUCUAUCCUUAUUUUAAUGAUAUGAUGUACGGUGACAGUUCCUUUUCUGGUUUUGUGCCAGCAUUUGGAUUUCAAAGGCCAGUUAAAACUCGUAGUGGGCUUGCCAGUGAACUGUAUGUUAGACUAGAAGAAUGUCAUGAACAGUGGAGAGCUUUGGAGAAAGAAAGAAAGAAGACUGAAUCAGCUCUUGCUAAGAAUUACCCAGGGAAAAAGGUUUCCAGUUCUAACAACACUCCGAUCCCAAGGCUGACGUCAAACCCAUCAAGAGUUGACCGCUUAAUUGUGGAUCAGCUACGUGAACAAGCCAGAGUUGUGACUUUACUGGGAAAAAUGGAACGCCUUCGCAGUUCUCCCCUUCACGCUAACAUUUCUACUGCUCUUGAUAAACAUCUGGAGGUAAUUCACGUAGUGCAGUCACGUAGGAAAGAUGAAAUUGUAAAUGCUUCAAAUCGACGAAGGCAAGGAGCUCCCAGAUGCCAAGACGACAGAGAUGUUUUUGCUCUUGCUUUGGCAAUUAAAGAGAUGAGCAUAGCAACACGUAAAGUACGUACUACUCUCUGGUGCGCGCUCCAGAUGACCUUACCAAAAGCUACAGCUGGACAACUAGAUACAGAGAAAGCUCUUCAGCAGAUGGUACAAUGUGAAGACAAAGUGUGUGAAAACACGAACAGCUGCAGCGUCCUAAAUCAGAGGGCUGAAACCAGCAAGCGCUAAUGAAAUAUCAGUUGCAUGCAAGUGUGGAUUUGCAGUGUGGAUGCAUGAAGAGAUGAUACGCUAAAUCUUUUUACUUGUAAAGUUUGAACAACUAAUUUUCAUUCAUACUUAAAGCUGAUAUCUUGAUGAGAAGUUGAACUUGCUUUAAGGGCUCCUCGGGUUCUACUUAAACUGUUAACAUUACAAUAAUGUCAGUUAGGCUUUACAAUGCCAGUAUAUUGUAAAGCCUGACUGAUGAAAGUUAACUUAAAAAAUAAUGAGACUAAUUAACCAAUUAACAGCCAAAAUAUUAUUUCAGUUCUGCAGCUGGGCCCUGGUAUAAAACUCUUCUGAUAAGUUCUUUUAGGUUUGUUUUAGUAAGUAGGUUUUAAAAUAAUGAUUCUUAAAGACUGUAAUCUAAUGUACCAUACAGUCUAGUAUCAGACAAGAUUGUGAUGUAAAAGUGUCUUCCUUAUCAAACUAAUACCUGGAAACAGGAGGAAAACAAUGCUAGAAAUACCCAAUAUUCAUGUAAAAUUAAAUAUUUAAAAUGCUAAUAUUUAUGAAUUUGAGAUUUUAGAAUCCAAGUUUCUGAAAGGAAAUGCACCAGGUUCUACUAAAUUAGUGAUAUUAUAAAAUUGCUGUUGUGAAACCAUACAAUUUAGUAAAUAUGUUGAAAUCAUUUGGGUAUGUGCUUGGGAAGAAAAGACCUCUGUUUUAAAGUAUUUAAACAUAAUCAAAAUACAACAUGCACACGAUAUUAACCUUUAAAAAGCUGUGCAGCAGCUGAAAUAAUGAGUAUUGGUUUUAAUACCUUCACUUUAAAAUUUGAAAAGAGGGUAUCACAAAGUUAUGAGAUUUAGAUUAUUUUUAAAGUUACUCUUUUGCUAGUUUGGUUUGAGAUUUGGUUGUCAUAUUUUACAUUUAUUAGUUUGCAUCUGUAUUUUUGACAGCUAUUAAUGCUUGGGGUUUAUCUGCAUAUCUUAAUAUCUUUGUACUGAAUAAAAUAACUUAUUGAUAUGAAAUGUUGAUAUUAUGUGGCUCAGGAGAUAACAGGGUUUUAACAAUUCUAGCAUCGAGUUUAACUAUAAUGUGUGGAUUAAAUUUAUUCAACUAUCCUUGCCUAGAUACAUUGACAUUUUAAAUGUCUGUGUUCUUCUUACUUCUAGAAAUCCUGAUGUGCAAAAGGUGUAAUCACACCACAUAAAUUGUCAUUAGAUGAUGUGAGAAAGAAACUGAAUGAGAAUGCAGGAGAAACUAAAGUAACCAUUUUGAUCACUGAUAUGACCAAAAAUACUGCCAGAGUGAAUUUAGUGGGGCAGGAGAACAAAGUACAUCUUCAUAGCACAAGUCACAGCAUUAAGAUUUGUUAAGUUAAACCUAGGACAUGUUGAUGUUAAAAACAAUACUGUACUGAAUUUAGUCUGU
Molecule: messenger RNA, 4128 nt
Organism: Dromaius novaehollandiae (emu)
Lineage: Eukaryota; Metazoa; Chordata; Aves; Casuariiformes; Dromaiidae
Gene: MEIOC
Product: meiosis specific with coiled-coil domain
Exons: 7
Coding region: 16-2721 (901 amino acids)
Biological process (GO): mRNA stabilization; female meiosis I; male meiosis I
Cellular component (GO): cytoplasm; nucleus
Source: RefSeq, a predicted model, not a curated record